Molecule: messenger RNA, 16340 nt
Organism: Eublepharis macularius
Lineage: Eukaryota; Metazoa; Chordata; Lepidosauria; Squamata; Eublepharidae
Product: mucin-5B-like
Exons: 49
Coding region: 24-15686 (5220 amino acids)
Cellular component (GO): extracellular matrix
Molecular function (GO): protein binding
Source: RefSeq, a predicted model, not a curated record
CUUCCUGCCGAACUCCAGUCAAGAUGGGGUUUGGUAGGGGGCUCCCAUUAUGGGCCCUAAUGCUUAUGAUCUGCUGUAUCCAACAAAAAGCUUCUGGCACAGAAAGUCCUGAACCAGUUACCAUCAUCCCACCACAGACAGUGGCACCUGUUAUAACUUCCUUCAAUCCAGCUCACAAUGGACGUGUAUGUAGCACAUGGGGCAACUUCUACUACAAGACGUUUGAUGGUGACAUCUAUCAUUUCCCUGGAGUCUGCAACUAUGUCUUUGCCUCCCACUGCAAUACCCCCUUUGAGGAUUUCAACAUCCAGAUCAGGCACAUUAGUGAGGAAAGGACUAUCCACCAGAUCACCAUAAUACUUGAUGGGGUGCACAUUGAAAUGGAAAUGGAUGGCAUUUCAGUUAACAAUGAAAGGGUUCAGCUGCCUUACAGUGGAUCUGGAUUUAGGAUUGAAACAGCUGGCAACUACAUGAUGAUGUCUGCCAAGAUCCUACAAUUCAUGUGGAAUAAAAAAGACAACAUAAUGCUGGAACUAGACCCAAAAUACGCCAAUCAGACCUGUGGACUUUGUGGGGAUUUUAAUGGCAUUCCAACUUACAAUGAAUUCUAUUCAAACAAUGCCAAGAUAACUCCAUUGCUGUUUGGGAAUAUGCAAAAGAUGAAUGGGCCAACAGAAGACUGUGAGGAUCCUACAUCAUCAUCCCUGAUAAACUGCGCCAAUGUUUCUACUAUUUGCCAGGAAAUACUGAUGGGCCCUGCAUUCUCAGAUUGUAAUGAUCUCGUGGGGGUGAAUGAAUACAUUGAGUCUUGUGGGCAGGACUUAUGCUUCUGUGACAAAAACACAACAUUCUCCUGUCUCUGUGACACUUUUGCUGAAUACUCCCGGCAAUGUGCUCAUGCUGGUGGGCACCCUCAGAACUGGAGAACCCCAGAUUUAUGCCCAAUGACAUGCCCCUUCAACAUGCAAUAUCAAGAAUGUGGAUCACCUUGUGCUGACACUUGCACCAACUCUGAAAGAUCGCAGCUCUGUGAAGAUCAUUGUUUGGAUGGCUGCUUCUGUCCUCCAGGAACAGUAUAUGAUGACAUCAACAACUCUGGCUGUGUCCCCAUUCAGGAGUGUUCCUGUAUUUACAAUGGCAAAGCCUAUGCUCCAGGAACAACUUAUUCAGACCACUGCCGAUCCUGUUCUUGUAGUGGAGGCCAGUGGAGCUGCACAGAGAUGCCAUGCCCAGGUAUUUGCUCAGUAGAAGGUGGAUCACACAUCUCCACUUAUGAUGAAAAACAUUAUAACGUGCAUGGAGACUGUAGUUAUGUUCUCUCUAAGGUCUGUGAUGAAGAAACAUUUACUGUUUUGGGAGAACUCCGAAAAUGUGGCCUAACAGACACUGAAACAUGUUUAAAGAUGGUAGCCCUCAGCAUCAAUGGAGGCCUAACUACUGUUGUGGUGAAACCUGGUGGUGCUGUGUUUGUUAACUGGAUCUACACUCAGCUUCCUAUCUCAGCAGCUAAUGUAACCAUCUUCAGACCUUCAUCCUCCUUCAUUCUCAUGGAAACAAACUUUGGUCUUCAGUUGGAAAUCCAGCUCAUCCCCAUCAUGCAACUCUCUGUUCAUUUGGAUCCCUCUUUUAAAGGGAAGACCUGCGGCCUCUGUGGAAACUUUGACAGCCGUCAGAUAGAUGACUUCAGAGCCAUAAGUGGUGUGGUGGAAGGAACAGCACCUGCAUUUGCUAACACCUGGAAAACUCAGGCUAUAUGUCCCAACAUCAAACAGAAUUUUGAGGAUCCUUGCUCACUUAGUAUUGAAAAUGAAAAAUAUGCCCAUCACUGGUGUGGAUUGUUGACUGAUUCUGAAGGACCUUUUGGAAAAUGCCAUUCUUCACUGAAUCCAGCUACUUAUCAUGAGAACUGCAUGUUUGACACCUGCAACUGUGAGAGAAGUGAGGACUGCAUGUGUGCUGCUCUCUCUGCCUAUGUCAGAGCUUGUGCAGCCAAAGGAGUUGAACUUCCUGGAUGGAGGACCAAUGUCUGUGCCAAAUACAUGACGUGCCCCAAAUCCCUGGAUUACAGCUAUACCAUCAGUUCCUGUACACCUACCUGCAGGUCCCUGAGUGAACCUGAUGUUACCUGCCAAAUCGAAUUUGUCCCAGUUGAUGGAUGUACAUGUACAAAUGGAACCUACAUGAAUGACGAUGGAAAAUGUGUGCCUGCCAACCAAUGUCCCUGUUAUUACAGAGGAACGGCUGUACUCCCCGGUGAAGUUCUUCAUGAUACUGGCGCUGUCUGCACUUGUGCUCAAGGGAAGCUGAACUGUAUUGGAGAUGGGGACUUGAAGCCAGUCUGUAUUGCUCCCAUGGUCUACUUUGACUGCAAAAAUGCCACCACAGGCAACACGGGAGCUGAAUGUCAGAAGAGCUGUCAGACUCUAGAUAUGCAGUGUUACAGCACACAGUGUAUGUCUGGCUGUAUGUGCCCCACUGGGCUAGUGUCAGAUGGCAAAGGUAAAUGCAUUGCUAUGGAAGAGUGUCCAUGUAUUCAUAAUGAUGUCACAUAUAAUCCAGGAGAAAAGAUCAAAGUUGAUUGUAACACCUGUGUAUGCAAGGACAGAAUGUGGAAAUGCACCAAAGACAAAUGCCUAGGUACCUGUGCUGUUUAUGGAGAUGGGCAUUAUAUCACCUUUGAUGACAAGCGGUACAAUUUCAAUGGGAAGUGUGAAUACACUCUAGUUCAGGAUCACUGUGGACAGAACAACUUCACCCAGGGAACAUUCCGAAUCAUCACAGAAAACAUUCCUUGUGGCUCGACUGGGACCACUUGCUCAAAAUCUAUUAAAGUCUUCUUAGAAAACUAUGAACUGAUACUCAGUGAGGAGCAGUCUAAAGUAAUAACCAGAGGUGGUGGUGGAGAUGAGCUGCCAUACAGAAUCCGCUACAUGGGCAUCUAUUUGGUUAUUGAGACCAUCAAUAGGAUGAUCAUCUUAUGGGACAAGAAAACAAGCAUAUUUAUCAAAAUUAGUCCUGAUUUCAAGGGUCAAGUCUGCGGCUUAUGUGGGAACUAUGAUGGCAAUGGAAUUAAUGACUUUACAACUCGGAGUCAGUCUAUAGUAGGUGAUGUGCUAGAGUUUGGAAACAGUUGGAAGGUGUCUCCCACAUGUCCUGAUGCCAAAUGCAUAAAGGAUCCUUGCUCUAAGAAUCCUUACCGAAAAUCCUGGUCACAGAAACAGUGCAGUAUCAUCAACAGUAAAGUCUUCGCUGCCUGCCACUCUCAGGUUGAACCAACUAAAUACUAUGAAUCUUGUGUGACUGAUGCCUGUGCCUGUGACACUGGGGGAGAUUGUGAAUGUUUCUGCACAGCUGUGGCUGCCUAUGCUCAGGCAUGUAGUGAAUUUGGUGUGUGUGUAUCCUGGAGAACACCAUCAGUUUGUCCUAUGUUCUGUGACUAUUACAAUGCUGAAAGAGAAUGUGAUUGGCAUUACAAGCCCUGUGGAGCUCCAUGCAUGAAGACUUGUAGGAACCCCAGUGGCAGAUGCCUUUAUCAAUUACCUGGCUUGGAAGGCUGCUACCCACACUGUCCAGCAGAUAAGCCUUAUUUCAAUGAGGAGGAGAUGAAAUGUGUUGACCAGUGUGGCUGCUAUGAUGCUGAGGAUAACUAUUAUCCACUUGGAACACACUUCGACUUAAGAGACACAUGUCAAUCAUGUAUGUGUACCAGUGAAGGUAUAAUGUGCAACUAUGAUGGUCAAGCAUGCUAUUGCCAUUAUGAAGGAAAAGAAUAUAUCUACAAGGAAGUCAUUUACAACACCACAGAUGGCAUGGGUUGGUGCAUGACCGCAACUUGUGAUGUCAAUGGAACAAUCCACAGAGACACCUACAGAUGUGUAGGAACUACCACGCUACCACCAUUUACAUUUACUACCAUUCCAUCUACAAGCGGAGCAGAGUCAACUACACCAGCAACAACAACAUGUGUUCAUAAACAAUGUCAAUGGUCAGAAUGGUAUGAUGUCAGCUAUCCAAGGGCUGGAGAGAACAAUGGAGACUAUGAAACACCAGAUACGAUUAGAGCCAAAGGACACAAUAUAUGUAAAUUUCCGGAUGAAGUAGAAUGCAGAGCUGAACACUACACCAAUGUAAAAAUAGAAGAUCUUAAUCAAAAUAUACAGUGCACAAAAGACACUGGACUAAUAUGCAAUAACAAAGAUCAGAUGCCACCAAUCUGCUACAACUAUCAGAUAAAGUUUUUGUGCUGCAUCUAUACACCAUGUGAGAUAUCAUCACCAACAACACCUUAUGUCCCAAUUUCCACUACAUUACAAGUCACUAAACUUACUCCAGAGGGGACCAUGACUCAUGUUUCCAGCACCGUUGUCGGCACAACCACUAUUGUCACACCGGUCGGCACCACGACAUCCUCCAUGACUGAAUCCAUCUCCACUGUUUGCCAGCCUGAAUGUACCUGGACCGCUUGGUUUGAUGUGUCUGACCCAGAGAAUGGUGAAGGCGAUAUGGAGACCCCUGAGGAGAUCCGAAAAGCUGGGAAACAGUUAUGCGAUAAUCCUCAAAACAUCGAGUGCCGAGCACAACUCUACCAUAAUGUUCCGAUCUCUCAGCUUCAACAGAAAGUUCUGUGCAACAUCAAAGAUGGCCUGCAGUGUAGGGACAGGGAGCAGAUGGGGAAGAUGAAAAAGUGUUUGAACUACGAGGCCAGAUUCUACUGCUGUGAUUAUGCACACUGUCGAACAACAUCAACGCAAGGGACCAUGACGAUUGCUACUUCCACAAGCACGGAAGCCAGCACGCCCAGUACCACCCUAGGCCAGACAAGCGCUUCUCCUUCCUCCUCUGCCGGUUCCACGCCUGGUCCCACCUUGCGGCCAAGCACUCAAGGAACCACUGUGGCCACCACAAGCCCAGGAAAGGAAACAACCACAACCCUUUCAACUUCUCUUUCCACCGCCCAAGCCACAUCACCUGGCGCAGUCAGCACACCUUCAGUCACCUCUGCAACCGCUUCAACCGCAACUGCCACUUCCCUGCAGUCAACUCCUGUAUCCAAACCCACGGGAUCGAUACCGACAGAGGGGACCACGCCUCAAAUUUCCAGCACUGCCAUUGGCACAACCACUAUUGUCACACCGAUCGGCAGCACGACAUCCUCUGUCACUGAAGCCAUCUCCACAAUUUGCCAGCCUGAAUGUACCUGGACUGCUUGGUUUGAUGUGUCUGACCCAGAGAACGGUGAAGGCGAUAUGGAGACCCCGGAAGAGAUCCGAAAAGCUGGGAAACAGUUAUGCGAUAAUCCUCAAAACAUCGAGUGCCGAGCACAACUCUACCAUGACGUUCCGAUCUCUCAGCUUCAACAGAAAGUUCUGUGCAACAUCAAAGAUGGCCUGCAGUGUAGGGACAGGGAGCAGAUGGGGAAGAUGAAAAAGUGUUUGAACUACGAGGCCAGAUUCUACUGCUGUGAUUAUGCACACUGUCGAACAACAUCAACGCAAGGGACCAUGACGAUUGCUACUUCCUCAAGCACGGAAGCCAGCACGCCCAGUACCACCCUAGGCCAGACAAGCGCUUCUCCUUCCUCCUCUGCCGGUUCCACAACUGGUCCCACCUUGCGGCCAAGCACGCCAGGAACCACUUUGGUUGCCACAAGCCCAGGAAAGGAAACGACCACAACCCUUUCAACUUCGCUUUCCACCGCCCAACCCACAUCACCCGGUGCGGUCAGCACACCUUCAGUCACCUCUGCAACCGCUUCAACCGCAACUGCCACUUCCCUGCAGUCAACUCCUGUAUCCAAACCUACGGGAUCGAUACCGACAGAGGGGACCACGCCUCAAGUUUCCAGCACAGCCGUUGGCACAACCACUGUUGUCACACCGAUCGGCAGCACGACAUCCUCUGUCACUGAAGCCAUCUCCACAAUUUGCCAGCCUGAAUGUACCUGGACUGCUUGGUUUGAUGUGUCUGACCCAGAGAACGGUGAAGGCGAUAUGGAGACCCCGGAAGAGAUCCGAAAAGCUGGGAAACAGUUAUGCGAUAAUCCUCAAAACAUCGAGUGCCGAGCACAACUCUACCAUGACGUUCCGAUCUCUCAGCUUCAACAGAAAGUUCUGUGCAACAUCAAAGAUGGCCUGCAGUGCAGGGACUGGGAGCAGAUGGGGAAGAUGAAAAAGUGUUUGAACUACGAGGCCAGAUUCUAUUGCUGUGAUUAUGCACACUGUCGAACAACAUCAACGCAAGGGACCAUGACGACUGCCACUUCCACAAGCACGGAAGCCAGCACGCACGGUACCACCCUAGGCCAGACAAGCGCUUCUCCUUCCUCCUCUGCCGGUUCCACAACUGGUCCCACCUUGCGGCCAAGCACGCCAGGAACCACUUUGGUUGCCACAAGCCCAGGAAAGGAAACGACCACAACCCUUUCAACUUCGCUUUCCACCGCCCAACCCACAUCACCCGGCGCGGUCAGCACACCUUCAGUCACCUCUGCAACCGCUUCAACCGCAACUGCCACUUCCCUGCAGUCAACUCCUGUAUCCAAACCCACGGGAUCGAUACCGACAGAGGGGACCACGCCUCAAAUUUCCAGCACUGCCAUUGGCACAACCACUAUUGUCACACCGAUCGGCAGCACGACAUCCUCUGUCACUGAAGCCAUCUCCACAAUUUGCCAGCCUGAAUGUACCUGGACUGCUUGGUUUGAUGUGUCUGACCCAGAGAACGGUGAAGGCGAUAUGGAGACCCCGGAAGAGAUCCGAAAAGCUGGGAAACAGUUAUGCGAUAAUCCUCAAAACAUCGAGUGCCGAGCACAACUCUACCAUGACGUUCCGAUCUCUCAGCUUCAACAGAAAGUUCUGUGCAACAUCAAAGAUGGCCUGCAGUGUAGGGACAGGGAGCAGAUGGGGAAGAUGAAAAAGUGUUUGAACUACGAGGCCAGAUUCUACUGCUGUGAUUAUGCACACUGUCGAACAACAUCAACGCAAGGGACCAUGACGAUUGCUACUUCCUCAAGCACGGAAGCCAGCACGCCCAGUACCACCCUAGGCCAGACAAGCGCUUCUCCUUCCUCCUCUGCCGGUUCCACAACUGGUCCCACCUUGCGGCCAAGCACGCCAGGAACCACUUUGGUUGCCACAAGCCCAGGAAAGGAAACGACCACAACCCUUUCAACUUCGCUUUCCACCACCCAACCCACAUCACCCGGUGUGGUCAGCACACCUUCAGUCACCUCUGCAACCGCUUCAACCGCAACUGCCACUUCCCUGCAGUCAACUCCUGUAUCCAAACCUACGGAAUCGAUACCGACAGAGGGGACCACGCCUCAAGUUUCCAGCACAGCCGUUGGCACAACCACUGUUGUCACACCGAUCGGCAGCACGACAUCCUCUGUCACUGAAGCCAUCUCCACAAUUUGCCAGCCUGAAUGUACCUGGACUGCUUGGUUUGAUGUGUCUGACCCAGAGAACGGUGAAGGCGAUAUGGAGACCCCGGAAGAGAUCCGAAAAGCUGGGAAACAGUUAUGCGAUAAUCCUCAAAACAUCGAGUGCCGAGCACAACUCUACCAUGACGUUCCGAUCUCUCAGCUUCAACAGAAAGUUCUGUGCAACAUCAAAGAUGGCCUGCAGUGCAGGGACUGGGAGCAGAUGGGGAAGAUGAAAAAGUGUUUGAACUACGAGGCCAGAUUCUAUUGCUGUGAUUAUGCACACUGUCGAACAACAUCAACGCAAGGGACCAUGACGACUGCCACUUCCACAAGCACGGAAGCCAGCACGCACGGUACCACCCUAGGCCAGACAAGCGCUUCUCCUUCCUCCUCUGCCGGUUCCACAACUGGUCCCACCUUGCGGCCAAGCACGCCAGGAACCACUUUGGUUGCCACAAGCCCAGGAAAGGAAACGACCACAACCCUUUCAACUUCGCUUUCCACCGCCCAACCCACAUCACCCGGCGCGGUCAGCACACCUUCAGUCACCUCUGCAACCGCUUCAACCGCAACUGCCACUUCCCUGCAGUCAACUCCUGUAUCCAAACCCACGGGAUCGAUACCGACAGAGGGGACCACGCCUCAAAUUUCCAGCACUGCCGUUGGCACAACCACUAUUGUCACACCGAUCGGCAGCACGACAUCCUCUGUCACUGAAGCCAUCUCCACAAUUUGCCAGCCUGAAUGUACCUGGACCGUUUGGUUUGAUGUGUCUGACCCAGAGAACGGUGAAGGCGAUAUGGAGACCCCGGAAGAGAUCCGAAAAGCUGGGAAACAGUUAUGCGAUAAUCCUCAAAACAUCGAGUGCCGAGCACAACUCUACCAUGACGUUCCGAUCUCUCAGCUUCAACAGAAAGUUCUGUGCAACAUCAAAGAUGGCCUGCAGUGUAGGGACAGGGAGCAGAUGGGGAAGAUGAAAAAGUGUUUGAACUACGAGGCCAGAUUCUACUGCUGUGAUUAUGCACACUGUCGAACAACAUCAACGCAAGGGACCAUGACGAUUGCUACUUCCUCAAGCACGGAAGCCAGCACGCCCGGUACCACCCUAGGCCAGACAAGCGCUUCUCCUUCCUCCUCUGCCGGUUCCACGCCUGGUCCCACCUUGCGGCCAAGCACUCAAGGAACCACUGUGGCCACCACAAGCCCAGGAAAGGAAACGACCACAACCCUUUCAACUUCUCUUUCCACCGCCCAAGCCACAUCACCUGGCGCAGUCAGCACACCUUCAGUCACCUCUGCAACCGCUUCAACCGCAACUGCCACUUCCCUGCAGUCAACUCCUGUAUCCAAACCUACGGGAUCGAUACCGACAGAGGGGACCACGCCUCAAGUUUCCAGCACAGCCGUUGGCACAACCACUGUUGUCACACCGAUCGGCAGCACGACAUCCUCUGUCACUGAAGCCAUCUCCACAAUUUGCCAGCCUGAAUGUACCUGGACCGCUUGGUUUGAUGUGUCUGACCCAGAGAACGGUGAAGGCGAUAUGGAGACCCCGGAAGAGAUCCGAAAAGCUGGGAAACAGUUAUGCGAUAAUCCUCAAAACAUCGAGUGCCGAGCACAACUCUACCAUGACGUUCCGAUCUCUCAGCUUCAACAGAAAGUUCUGUGCAACAUCAAAGAUGGCCUGCAGUGUAGGGACAGGGAGCAGAUGGGGAAGAUGAAAAAGUGUUUGAACUACGAGGCCAGAUUCUACUGCUGUGAUUAUGCACACUGUCGAACAACAUCAACGCAAGGGACCAUGACGAUUGCUACUUCCUCAAGCACGGAAGCCAGCACGCACGGUACCACCCUAGGCCAGACAAGCGCUUCUCCUUCCUCCUCUGCCGGUUCCACGCCUGGUCCCACCUUGCGGCCAAGCACUCAAGGAACCACUGUGGCCACCACAAGCCCAGGAAAGGAAACGACCACAACCCUUUCAACUUCUCUUUCCACCGCCCAAGCCACAUCACCUGGCGCAGUCAGCACACCUUCAGUCACCUCUGCAACCGCUUCAACCGCAACUGCCACUUCCCUGCAGUCAACUCCUGUAUCCAAACCCACGGGAUCGAUACCGACAGAGGGGACCACGCCUCAAAUUUCCAGCACUGCCAUUGGCACAACCACUAUUAUCACACCGAUCGGCAGCACGACAUCCUCUGUCACUGAAGCCAUCUCCACAAUUUGCCAGCCUGAAUGUACCUGGACUGCUUGGUUUGAUGUGUCUGACCCAGAGAACGGUGAAGGCGAUAUGGAGACCCCGGAAGAGAUCCGAAAAGCUGGGAAACAGUUAUGCGAUAAUCCUCAAAACAUCGAGUGCCGAGCACAACUCUACCAUGAUGUUCCGAUCUCUCAGCUUCAACAGAAAGUUCUGUGCAACAUCAAAGAUGGCCUGCAGUGUAGGGACAGGGAGCAGAUGGGGAAGAUGAAAAAGUGUUUGAACUACGAGGCCAGAUUCUACUGCUGUGAUUAUGCACACUGUCGAACAACAUCAACGCAAGGGACCAUGACGAUUGCUACUUCCUCAAGCACGGAAGCCAGCACGCCCAGUACCACCCUAGGCCAGACAAGCGCUUCUCCUUCCUCCUCUUCCGGUUCCACGCCUGGUCCCACCUUGCGGCCAAGCACUCAAGGAACCACUGUGGCCACCACAAGCCCAGGAAAGGAAACGACCACAACCCUUUCAACUUCUCUUUCCACCGCCCAAGCCACAUCACCUGGCGCAGUCAGCACACCUUCAGUCACCUCUGCAACCGCUUCAACCGCAACUGCCACUUCCCUGCAGUCAACUCCUGUAUCCAAACCCACGGGAUCGAUACCGACAGAGGGGACCACGCCUCAAAUUUCCAGCACUGCCAUUGGCACAACCACUAUUAUCACACCGAUCGGCAGCACGACAUCCUCUGUCACUGAAGCCAUCUCCACAGUUUGCCAGCCUGAAUGUACAUGGACCGCUUGGUUUGAUGUGUCUGACCCAGAGAACGGUGAAGGCGAUAUGGAGACCCCGGAAGAGAUCCGAAAAGCUGGGAAACAGUUAUGCGAUAAUCCUCAAAACAUCGAGUGCCGAGCACAACUCUACCAUGAUGUUCCGAUCUCUCAGCUUCAACAGAAAGUUCUGUGCAACAUCAAAGAUGGCCUGCAGUGUAGGGACAGGGAGCAGAUGGGGAAGAUGAAAAAGUGUUUGAACUACGAGGCCAGAUUCUACUGCUGUGAUUAUGCACACUGUCGAACAACAUCAACGCAAGGGACCAUGACGAUUGCUACUUCCUCAAGCACGGAAGCCAGCACGCCCAGUACCACCCUAGGCCAGACAAGCGCUUCUCCUUCCUCCUCUGCCGGUUCCACGCCUGGUCCCACCUUGCGGCCAAGCACUCAAGGAACCACUGUGGCCACCACAAGCCCAGGAAAGGAAACGACCACAACCCUUUCAACUUCGCUUUCCAACGCCCAACCCACAUCACCCGGCGCGGUCAGCACACCUUCAGUCACCUCUGCAACCGCUUCAACCGCAACUGCCACUUCCCUGCAGUCAACUCCUGUAUCCAAACCCACGGGAUCGAUACCGACAGAGGGGACCACGCCUCAAGUUUCCAGCACAGCCGUUGGCACAACCACUGUUGUCACACCGAUCGGCAGCACGACAUCCUCUGUCACUGAAGCCAUCUCCACAAUUUGCCAGCCUGAAUGUACCUGGACCGCUUGGUUUGAUGUGUCUGACCCAGAGAACGGUGAAGGCGAUAUGGAGACCCCGGAAGAGAUCCGAAAAGCUGGGAAACAGUUAUGCGAUAAUCCUCAAAACAUCGAGUGCCGAGCACAACUCUACCGUGACGUUCCGAUCUCUCAACUUCAACAGAAACUUUUGUGCAACAUCAAAGAUGGCCUGCAGUGCAGGGACUGGGAGCAGAUGGGGAAGAUGAAAAAGUGUUUGAACUAUGAGGCCAGAUUCUACUGCUGUGAUUAUGCACACUGUCGAACAACAUCAACGCAAGGGACCAUGACGAUUGCCACUUCCACAAGCACGGAAGCCAGCACGCCCGGUACCACCCUAGGCCAGACAAGCGCUUCUCCUUCCUCCUCUGCCGGUUCCACACCUGGUCCCACCUUGCGGCCAAGCACUCAAGGAACCACUGUGGCCACCACAAGCCCAGGAAAGGAAACGACCACAACCCUUUCAACUUCUCUUUCCACCGCCCAAGCCACAUCACCUGGCGCAGUCAGCACACCUUCAGUCACCUCUGCAACCGCUUCAACCGCAACUGCCACUUCCCUGCAGUCAACUCCUGUAUCCAAACCCACGGGAUCGAUACCGACAGAGGGGACCACGCCUCAAGUUUCCAGCACCACUAUUGUCACACCGAUCGGCAGCACGACAUCCUCUGUCACUGAAGCCAUCUCCACAGUUUGCCAGCCUGAAUGUACCUGGACCGCUUGGUUUGAUGUGUCUGACCCAGAGAACGGUGAAGGCGAUAUGGAGACCCCGGAAGAGAUCCGAAAAGCUGGGAAACAGUUAUGCGAUAAUCCUCAAGACAUCGAGUGCCGAGCACAACUCUACCAUGACGUUCCGAUCUCUCAACUUCAACAGAAAGUUUUGUGCAACAUCAAAGAUGGCCUGCAGUGCAGGGACAGGGAGCAGAUGGGGAAGAUGAAAAAGUGUUUGAACUAUGAGGCCAGAUUCUACUGCUGUGAUUAUGCACACUGUCAAACAACAUCAACGCAAGGGACCAUGACGAUUGCCACUUCCUCAAGCACGGAAGCCAGCACGCAUGGUACCACCCUAGGCCAGACAAGCUCUUCUCCUUCCUCCUCUGCCGGUUCCACGCCUGGUCCCACCUUGCGGCCAAGCACUACAGGAACCACUUUGGUUGCCACAAGCCCAGGAAAGGAAACGACCACAACCCUUUCAACUUCGCUUUCCACCGCCCAAGCUACAUCACCCGGCGCGGUCAGCACACCUUCAGUCACCUCUGCAACCGCUUCAACCGCAACUGCCACUUCCCUGCAGUCAACUCCUGUAUCCAAACCCACGGGAUCGAUACCGACAGAGGGGACCACGCCUCAAGUUUCCAGCACUGCCGUUGGCACAACCACUAUUGUCACACCGAUCGGCAGCACGACAUCCUCUGUCACUGAAGCCAUCUCCACAGUUUGCCACCCUGAAUGUACCUGGACUGCUUGGUUUGAUGUGUCUGACCCAGAGAAUGGUGAAGGCGAUAUGGAGACCCCUGAAGAGAUCCGAAAAGCUGGGAAACAGUUAUGCGAUAAUCCUCAAAACAUCGAGUGCCGAGCACAACUCUACCAUGACGUUCCGAUCUCUCAUCUUCAACAGAAAGUUUUGUGCAACAUCAAAGAUGGCCUGCAGUGCAGGGACUGGGAGCAGAUGGGGAAGAUGAAAAAGUGUUUGAACUACGAGGCCAGAUUCUACUGCUGUGAUUAUGCACACUGUCGAACAACAUCAACGCAAGGGACCAUGACAAUUGCCACUUCCACAAGCACAGAAGCCAGCACGCCCGGUACCACCCUAGGCCAGACAAGCGCUUCUCCUUCCUCCUCUGCAGGUUCCACGCCUGGUCCCACCUUGCAGCCAAGCACUCAAGGAACCACUGUGGCCACCACAAGCCCAGCCUCAGCAACAAAAACUGCAACUGCUAGUUCUACACUCACUUCAAGCAGAAUAACUCCAUGUUUCUGCCAUGUGUCUGGGGCUGCUGGUGGUUUAUUUUCUCCUGGGGAAGUAAUAUAUAACAAAACUGAUAGUUCUGGAUGUCGUUUUUAUGCCAUUUGUGACAACAAUUGUGAAGUCAAGAGAUCCCAGGAACCAUGUCCUUCAACAACUCCUUCCCAUCCACCAACUCCAUCAGUUACAACUGUAGGAACAUCAUCUAUUCCAUCAGCCCCCACACCCACAAUUUUAAUACCAUCAACUAUAGAACGCACCUCUUUGGCUCCAUCAACUGGACCAGUAGUAAAACCAACAACACCUGUACAAGAUUGCCCUAAUGUUGAUCCACCUAGAAAGAUAAAUGAAACUUGGAUGCUUAACAAUUGCAGUAUGGCAACUUGUGAAGGAAACAAUAGAAUUGUUGUUGUGCUUCCCCCACCUGUAGACAAGAUAACAUGUGUAAAUAGGCUCCCACCAGUAAAAAUAAAUCAUGAUGAUGGCUGUACCUACCACUAUGACUGCACAUGUGUUUGCAGUGGUUGGGACAAUUCACACUAUGAGACUUUUGAUGGUACUGAUUACACUUUCCAUGAUAAUUGCACCUAUGUCCUGGUGCAAGAGAUUGUGAAGAAACAUGGAAAUUUCAGUGUGUUGGUGGACAACUAUUACUGUGAUCCAGCUAAUAAUCAGUCAUGUUCCAGAUCCAUUAUUAUACACUACAACCAUGUAGAAGUAGUACUAAGCAGCCAAAUGUACAAUGGAAUGAGAACCAAUAAGGUUAUUUUCAACAAAGAGACAGUCCAUGCAAGUUUCUCCAAGGAUGGCAUUAUAGUUGCUGAUACUGGAACUAGUAUGAGUGUUGAAAUCCUUGAAAUCCAUGCUUUCAUUAACUUCAAUGGAUUCACUUUCUCAAUAAAAGUACCAUUUGACCUGUUUGCAUUCAAUACAGAAGGCCAAUGUGGUACUUGUUCAAAUGACCGGUCAGAUGAUUGCCGCCUGCCCAAUGGUCACAAAGCUUCCUCCUGCUCAGAAAUGGCUCCUCACUGGAAGGUUAAUGAUAGCUGUGUAAAACCAACUCCAACACCAGAACCCACUGGAGCAACACCUACCCCAUCAGAAAUAACCUGCACUACUCCAUCUCCCCUGUGUGAGCUGAUUGUGAGCGAUAUCUUUGCAGAUUGCCAUAAAGUUCUUCCUCCCAAAGUAUUUUAUGACCACUGCCUCUCUGAAGCAUGUCAGAAUGCCAAUGAUUCCCUCACUUGUUACAGCAUAGAGAUGUAUGCUUCCCUCUGUAUAGAUAAAGGUUUUUGUAGUGACUGGAGGAGCAAGACAAAAGGAAAAUGUCCCUACCAUUGCCCCAAAGGCAAGGUGUAUGAAGCAUGUGGUCCUGUUUAUCCUGCUACCUGUGAUAAUAGAAAAGCUAAUGAUAUUACUGAGCAUGUUGCUGAAGGAUGCUUCUGCCCUGCGGACCAAAUCCUGGUUAAUUCAUACUCUGACACCUGUGUUCCAGAUUGCAAUUUCUGCAUUGGACCAGAGGGACUUCCCAAAAUGCCUGGUACCAAAUGGAAGAGCAAUUGUGAAGAAUGUAUCUGCCACCAAUUGUCUGUGACUGUACAGUGUAAGCGACAGCCAUGUCCAACACCAGUAAUGCCUGCUUGUGAGAAAGAAGGAUUCAUGCCUGUCUCUGUGUUGACCCCAGAAGAUCCAUGCUGUUCAGAAAUUCAGUGCCUAUGCAAUGUUAGUGCCUGCUCCAACGACAAGAAGUCAUGUGAAGCUGGAUACCGUUUAGCCUCAGUGCUUUUUGAAGGAGACUGCUGUGUUACCUUCUUGUGUGAACCAAUACCAGAUAUCUGUUUGGUCAAUGGAACAGUAUAUACACCUGGAGUAUCCAUUCCAAGUGAAAAUUGUGAAGCAUGUGUCUGUGGUAAUGAAACAGACCCAAGCUCCAAGAGAAAUCUUGUGGAGUGUGAGCCAAUUCCAUGUGAUACUGCAUGCUCAGUGGGUUAUGAGUACCAGGUAAAGACUGGAGAGUGCUGUGGAACAUGUGUCCAGGUGACUUGUACCAUCAACAUUAAUGGCACCACUCAGAUGCUCAAGCCUGGUGAUGUUUGGCAACCAGAAGGCAAUAAUUGCAGCCAGUAUGAAUGCGAGAAAGAGGACAAUGAAUUAGUUUUGGUCAAUACUAGAAGGACAUGCCCCAUCUUUGACCCACAGGAGUGUGGUCCUGAUGAAACUGAGCUGACUCCUGAUGGCUGCUGUAAAAUAUGCAAGCCCCAAACAGAUUGUAAAGUUCAAAGGAACCAAAUUCUUAUCCGUCAAAAUGAAUGUGUAUCUUCUGAACUAGUAGAACUCACCUACUGUGAAGGCACUUGUCCAAGUUCUUCAAUGUAUUCUACUGAGGCAAGGGCAAUGCAGCACAAGUGUACCUGCUGCCAGGAACUCAAGAGCCAUAAGAAAGAGGUGUCUUUGACUUGUCAGGAUGGCAGAACUAUCAAUUACGACUAUAUCUACGUGGAUGAGUGCCAAUGCAUGACUGCUUGCAUCCCAGAAACCACAACCCGACAUUAACAAAGGAAAGAGAAGACAACUCUAUCCUGUGAUAAAGAACCUAAUGCAAACCAAAGCAGCUACACACGACAUAGGGGAUACAACUUAUACAUCUGCUUACAUUUGUCUGUGUUUCUUUAACUUUCAAUUGUUUUUCAUUCAAAACAGAGAUCCAGGAUUUCCACAAUAAUUAAAUUUUCAUUUAAAAAUUCUCAAAACAAUAUUACUUCAUAAUUGGGAUAAUUGGUACAUUCUCAGCCCUCAUUCACCGGUGUAAAGUUCUUGACAUGUCUAAUAAUGUCUUCUGCUUCUCCUUUCUGAAUUUUUGAGACCACUUUUUUAAAAAGUGAAUUUGCCUUUAAUUAUCCAAUGGUAUUUAAUAUCUCCUGCUUUGCCCUUGGAACAAUCAAUAGCAGCUUUGUUUAACCAAAUUCAUAUCUCUUUACUGUACAAGAAUUUACAAGCACCCUAGUUUGAUGUUCACAAAAUUAAUGUAUUCAUAGGAUCCUUAAAAAGUCAAUAAUGAUAUGUAACUAUUUUUAUUUAUAAAAUAGAACUCAGAUUUUUUUAGUGCUUUACUGUUGCUAUGGCUAUAUAUUAUCAAGCAAUGUUCAGUAUAGUGCCUACAGACCACUAACUGGCAAAAUAAAAUUGCUUCCCGUUUCUUCUUGACAA